CCAUCCUUACACAAGUCCCCUCGUAUAACUAUUCAAGCUGUAGUUAGUUAAUAAGCGGUUCAAUCUACAAGUCACGAGCCCAAAUCAAAUCCUUUAGUCAAGAACCAAAGAGAAACAGCAAAACCACAGUCGUCAAGAUGUGCAUGCAAGCCACCUGCAGUGUCUGCGAGAAGAAAACCUGGCGCGGCUGCGGCCAGCACGUCCCCUCAGUGAUGGACCACAUCCCCAAGGACCAAUGGUGCACAUGUACUCCGAAGACGAAAAUCGGCGAGACCGAGUUCCCGCCAAAGGUGGGCGAGGGAAAGGCCCAAGCGGAAGAGAAAUAGGUUGCUGACUUUCUUGGUGCUUCUUACCGCGCGGGAGGUACGAAAAGGCUGGGAACAUGUGCCUUAUUCUGUAAAUGGAACGGAUGGGGCUUGGGGUUGGGGAGAAGAGGGGAGGAGAGGAGCAGAGAAGGAAGAUUGGGCUGGGCUGGGCGGUAUUUAUAGAUGGUCGAGGAAUGGCGAGUACCCUGCGAGGGAGUGGAGAUGCGACGAGAAACUGGGCGGAGCAGGGAACGGGGGAGUUGGGCACAUGGCAGCGGUGACUGGGAUGUGUGUCGAAGAACUACGGAGUCUGGAGCAACUAAACUACAUUGUUUGCAUCUCUUCUUCA
This is a messenger RNA of Coccidioides posadasii C735 delta SOWgp, 654 nucleotides long. Lineage: Eukaryota; Fungi; Ascomycota; Eurotiomycetes; Onygenales; Onygenaceae. The record is from RefSeq and is a predicted model, not a curated record.